Molecule: messenger RNA, 1360 nt
Organism: Juglans regia (Persian walnut)
Lineage: Eukaryota; Viridiplantae; Streptophyta; Magnoliopsida; Fagales; Juglandaceae
Product: transcription factor MYB1-like
Exons: 3
Coding region: 194-1129 (311 amino acids)
Source: RefSeq, a predicted model, not a curated record
AUGAAAGCACAUCGUUGUCGUCUUCAAAAUCUGUGGUAAGCUUUUGUACCAUGAGUAUAAUAUAUAUAUAACAAGGUUUUGAUAGCUAUUCGUAUCCAGAGUAUUAAGGAAAACCAGGACAGAAAAACAGCGUCAGAAAGAGUGAUAGAUCAGAGAGUGAAGCCUACAAUACAGAGAGAGAAAGACAGCAGAAAUGGGAAGGAGGCCAUGCUGCACGAAAGAAGGUCUAAACAGGGGAGCAUGGUCUGCUCGGGAAGAUAACAUCCUUAUCAACUAUGUUAAAGCCCAUGGCGAAGGAAAAUGGAGAGACGUUCCUGAAAGAGCUGGGCUGAAGCGAUGCGGGAAGAGUUGCCGGCUGCGAUGGUUGAAUUAUCUAAGGCCAGAUAUCAAGAGAGGCAACAUUUCUGUGGAAGAAGAAGAGCUCAUUAUCAGACUGCAUAAGCUCCUGGGUAACAGGUGGUCAUUGAUCGCCGGGAGAAUACCUGGGCGAACUGACAAUGAAAUAAAGAAUUAUUGGAACACACAUUUAAGCAGGAGAAUAAUGCAAGAUGGUUACAAGAUUCUGCAAGAUUCUUAUAAUAAACAAUUGAUCACAGAUGAUGAUGAGGGAAGUAGGUCGGAGUUCAUUCAAGGAACAGGACAGGAAACUCAUGAUGAUCACUCGGUGGUUCGGACGAAAGAGAUGAGGUGCUCAAAUGCUUUUAUCCCAAAGCAACUUGACAUUGAAAUGGAGAAAAAUGCUAGUACUCUAGUCAUCCCUGAUUGGGGCAGUGAUCAAAUCCGAAGUUCUUUAGCACAGCAAGAGGAUAAUUCCGAUGAGAAUUUUCUCAUGGAUUAUGUUGUGAAUGAUCUUUUGAUGUCUGAUCACAAGCUCUCAUGUUUAGAUAGCCACCAAGAUAAAGAGUUAAAUGAAUGUGAGAAUAUGGUGGAUGGAGAAAUGGAUCACCACGCCAAGAACAAUUAUAUCAUGCCUAGUUGUUGUGAAGAUUUUCUUGUUUCUGGACAUGAUCAAGCCAUGCGUGAGAAUUGGAGGCCGCAGACUGAACCUAAUUCCCAACCAAAUGAUGCUUUGGAUCUCAAGACAUUGACAUCUCUUCUGAAUUUGGAAGAUGAGUGGAUUAUAAGCUGAGAACCACGACUGGGUUCUACGAAUAAGUUGUGAAUGAUUUUGGCAACAUGUGGCUAAAAUUCUGCUUAAUUUCCAAUAAAAGAUCGAAUGUGCAUGGGUUAGUUUUUAGGUUAAUUUUUAGCCCGUUAUAAAUUACUGCAGCAUGCAUGGAAUUAGUAGUGUGUCAUGUAUUUCUGUAAUUUUAUGAGUAUAAAUAAGACUGUACGUGGCUCAGAUCACACAUGCACUAGA